UAGCACACAAAAACUCACAAAAUUAAACGAGAACAUAGUGUGUUAUAGAAGCUAAAAAAAAAAAAGGAAGAGAAAAAUGAGUGAAAGUGGCUCAACCUCCAAAACAAGCACCAACAAAGGUGCUAGCACCGUGUCGGGGAAGGCAUUUUCGGGAAUAGGAAACCUCGUUAAGCUUCUUCCGACUGGUACCGUGUUCUUGUUCCAGUUUCUUAGUCCUGUUGUGACCAAUAGUGGACAUUGCAACACUAUCAACAAAUACCUAAGCGGUAUUCUCCUGGUUGUUUGUGGUUUCAAUUGUGCUUUUACUUCAUUCACGGAUAGUUACACCGGAAGUGAUGGCCAGAGACAUUAUGGUAUUGUAACUACAACAGGUCUCUGGCCAUCUUCGGCGUCAGAUUCGAUUGAUUUGUCAGUAUAUAAGCUUAGAUUUGGAGACUUUGUGCAUGCUUUCUUGUCGGUAAUUGUGUUCGCAGUGUUGGGACUACUUGACACCAACAUUGUAAGUUGCUUCUACCCAGAAUUUGAGUCGUCUGAGAAGAUUCUCAUGCAGGUUUUGCCACCCAUUAUAGGGGUGGUUUCUGGUACGGUGUUCAUGAUUUUUCCAAGUUAUCGGCAUGGAAUUGGAUACCCUACUAGCUCUUAUACUAACGACACCUCCGAAAAGUCUACAUAGCAUCCCUUGUACGCGCGCGUUUGUUUGGAUAUUCUACUAAUUUUUCAUAUUGGGUUUUACGACGCAGAUGGUUGUAGGCCGUUAAAUUAAGAGAGCGUUGUCUCUCUUAACUAAGGAUUAGAUUUGGGUGCACCAUAAAAUCAAUAGUAAAUGAUGCAAUUUCAUCCAAUUACUUGCUAUAUUCUUUUGGUUUGAUUGUGUUUGAUUAAUUUGUCAAUUCUAGUAUGAUGAUUGUUUGGGUGUACUAUAUUGUUAAACAUCAAAGUGUGGAUUUGGACUUAA
Molecule: messenger RNA, 955 nt
Organism: Trifolium pratense (red clover)
Lineage: Eukaryota; Viridiplantae; Streptophyta; Magnoliopsida; Fabales; Fabaceae
Product: protein DMP2-like
Exons: 1
Coding region: 77-673 (198 amino acids)
Biological process (GO): endomembrane system organization
Source: RefSeq, a predicted model, not a curated record